AUGUCGACGAUCGCGUCUCAAAUGCGCAUCAGUGUAGUAUGCGAGAACCAGAAUCCUCUCGUCUCACUUGAGGCUAUUGCCAGCCAGAUGCGCCGUGGCCGAGUCUACGAAGAAUCCGGCCAAGGUCCCUCCAGUGUCACUCCCCAGCCUGUCACAGCUUGGGAGCAACCUGAGUUUCCGCAGUUGUCCGAAUCCUCUUCUGUCCUUUCAGAGGCUCCCACUACCUCCACUCUGUCUGGACGCGUGAGUCCCGAAGAGGAAGGUGAGAUACCACGCUCGCUCAAACGCAAGCGUCAGCCGGCAAGACUCCCUGCAACACCCUCCAGCUCAACUCGGACCACACCUGCCCAUUCCCCGAGCACCGUGGCAACAAGCCCCGGAUCCCCAGAUGUGGCCCGCAAGAUCCGGUUUCUGAGACUGGAUAGCCCCAGCCCCAUCAAGGAUGAAGCCCUGGAAAGCCCCAGCCGCCCUCGCCUGAGAUCUGAGGCUAAGAAGCUCAAGACCGAGAUGGAUACCGCGAAAGCCAGUUCCCAGGCUUUACAGCAUGACCUGGCGACUGUACGGGCCCGGCUUGAGAAGGAGAAGCGGGAGAAUGCCAAACUCAAAGCAAAAGCUGGCAAAGACAAGGACGACAUCGAGGAACUUCGAGCCGGGCUGAAAACCUUGCGCUCCGAGUUCGAGAGCGAGAAGCUGGAAAAAGCCGAUAUGGAGAAGCAGCUUGUCGAUUUGUGGGCCAAGGUUGAGCCUCUGCAGCAUGGGUUUGGAGGGGAAUCAGACGGGGGCAAUACCAACAUCAACCCAGAGACCCGAGAGGAAAUGGCACAAAUCGUGCAUAUGAAUGAGGUACUGCGUCGUGUCCUUCAGGGCGAGCGCGGGUACCGAAAUGAAAUGUAUGGCAAGCUCCAUUCUUUGCGAGAGAAGGUUGGUCCAUUGCUCGCCAAAGUGGAUGAGCUUCAGGAAACUAUCGAUGUGAUGAAGGCCCAUUUCAGCGCUCAUGAUGCCCCGAUUGAGCUGAUCAUGGACUUUGUGCGCAAUUUCCACCAGUGGUGGGUUGAUAGGUACAAUGCCCGUCGUGAGGAUGCUGAUGGUGAGCGCGAACCCACUGGUGGACCUGAGACUUGA
Penicillium subrubescens is the source of this 1122-nucleotide messenger RNA. RefSeq lists its product as uncharacterized. The record is from RefSeq and is a predicted model, not a curated record. NCBI's taxonomy places the organism in Eukaryota, Fungi, Ascomycota, Eurotiomycetes, Eurotiales, Aspergillaceae. The transcript has 2 exons. Bases 1 to 1122 code for a protein of 373 amino acids.